AAAUGGCUACACCGUGCAGAACUGUACAGUCGCUCUCGCUGUCAUGAAAUAACUUCAUUCUCGUUUCGCCGCCGUUCACUUCGCAGCGGUUUGCUUCUCCGCGCCUCCCGCGGUGCAGGCAAACACACGUAGCCCGCACAUUUACACGGAUACGCGAGAGGAGCCGCAGAAAUGAGCGAGGAAGAAGAUACGCUGGUGAAAACUAGACAUGCGUUUGAAGACCUGUGUCGAGCUCUGAAUAUGGAUGAGGAGUCGAGUAACGGAGCGUGGAGGAGUUAUGAAAAUAUCAGCAAAAAUUACACUCUGGAGGGCAGUGAACUGCACUGGCUGGCGUGUGCUCUGUAUGUAGCGUGCCGCUCAUCGGUGCCCACUAUAGGAAGAGGCACAGCGGAGGGCAACUACGUGUCUCUGACCAGGAUCCUGCGCUCUUCACAGCAGAGCCUGAUUGAGUUUUUCAAUAAAAUGAAGAAGUGGCAGGACAUGGCCAACCUGCCCAAAGAGUUCCAGCAGAGCACGGAGAAGCUGGAGAGGAACUUCACCGUCACCUCCGUCAUCUUUAAGAAAUACGUGCCCUUGUUUAAAGACAUCUUCAAGGCACCCACGGAUGAAUUACCCAGAACGCACAGAGGCAGGAAACAAAGACGACAUCCCUGCACCGUCACCGAGGUCUUCAACUUCUGCUGGAUCCUGUUCAUACACGCUAAAGGAAAUUUUCCAAUGAUCAGUGAUGAUCUGGUGAACUCCUAUCAUCUGCUCCUGUGUGCUCUGGAUCUGGUUUACUGCAACGCUCUCCUGUGCUCUAGUCGGAAAGAUCUGCUCAACCCGGCUUUUAAAGGGCUGCCUGAGGACUUCAACUGUAAAGAUUAUAAGCCUGGCCCGGGUUCAUUAUGUUUCAUAGAGAAGCUGUGUGAGCUUCAUGAUGGGCUGGUGCUGGAGGCCAAAGGAGCAAAGGAGCAUUUCUGGAAACCCUUCAUUAAGAAACUCUUUGAGCGCAAGGUUUUAAAGGGGAAAGAAGACACGCUGAUAGGGUUUUUGGAGCCGGUGAAUUUUGGUGACAGCCUUGCUUCUCUGAACCGUGUGUAUGAGGAACACGUGUUGUCAUCUGGUUCUCUGGACGAGAGGAUAUUUCUGGGAGAAGCGGCCAGAGAAGACAUCGGCACCCCAGGACCUUGUUUGUGUGAAGGGAUAGAGAACCAGGAACGACUGACCAACCCCCUCCAGAACUCGAUGACAGCAUCAGCUCUGAAAGUGUCCACACCUUUGACAGGGAGAAGGUACGUGCCAGAGAGCAGUGUGGGUACCCCCGUUUCCAUGGCAAUGCAAAGCGUGGGCCGUCUGCACACACUGCUUACGGGAUUCAAAUACAGACCCAGCAUGAGACUCAGAGACCUAUUCAGAUCAUGUGUAAGAGACCCCAGUGAGUCCAUAGCAGCCAGACUGAAGGAAAUGUCAGAGAUUUUUCUUCAGAAUUAUGAAGGAACAGGAGACGAUAACAAGACUCUAGCAAGAGAUGUUGCAGUGAAGUAUUUUUGCUUGGCCGAGGCACUUUAUUAUAAAUCACUUGAGGUGAUCAUCAACCAGGAGAAGAAGAGACUUGGAGACAUGGACCUGUCUGGCAUUCUAGAGCAAGAUAUAUUUCACCGGUCACUGAUCGUCUGCUGCCUGGAGAUUGUCAUCUUCUCGUAUAGACCACCGGGAGAGUUUCCCAGAGUCUUGCAAAUCUUUGACCUUCCCGCUUAUCACUUUUACAAGGUGAUUGAAGUGUUGGUACGGGCGGAGGAGGGUCUUUUCCGGGAGGUAGUGAAACAUCUGAACCAUGUUGAGGAGCAGGUAUUGGAAUCUUUGGCGUGGAAAGGAAACUCCCCGCUGUGGGAGAGCAUCCGAGAAGCCAAGAACUGUGUUCCUGCCUGCCAGGAGGUAAUGCCUCCUCAACACCUGGAGGACAGUUCAGGAAGCAGCACACAUACUCCCAAGAGUGAGUUCAGCAGUAAUAUCACAGGAGCAGGAAAAGCAGGAGUUUCUCCAUCUCCUACAUCUCUCCACGACCGCUACAGCUCGCCCCCUACUGGCACGGCCUGUCGCCGCCUCUUUGUCGAUGGAGAUUCAACAUCUGAGCCUGCUCAACCUGUCAAAGUGGCCCAGCCGUCUCUGGUCAGCCCCAUUCCAGCUGGACAGACGGUGGUCACGAUGGCAACAGCUACCGUCACUGCAAACAAUGGCCAGACAGUCACCAUACCUGUUCAAGGAAUAGCAAAUGAGAGCGGUGGCAUUACAUUCAUCCCGGUGCAGGUGAGCGUGACGGGUCAGAGUGGGGCGGCUCUGCCAACGCUCAGCGCCCAGGCUCUGACGGGCACCCUGACCGCCCAGCAGCUGACGGCAACACCCACAGGCACAGUCCAGAACAGCCCCAGCCCUGCCAAACAGGACAGGAAGAGCCCUCAGCAGGGAACUCCCACCAAACGAGCACAGAAGACCGGCUCUCUCUGCCUGUUCUUUCGUAAGGUAUAUCACCUUGCUAGUGUGCGUCUCAGAGACUUGUGUGCUAAACUGGACAUCAGCACAGAUCUUCGCAGAAAAAUCUGGACAUGUUUCGAGUAUUCACUAGUGCACUGCACCGAUCUCAUGAUGGACCGACAUCUGGACCAGCUCCUCAUGUGUGCCAUCUACGUCAUGACCAAGGUAACGAAAGAGGAUAAGUCCUUUCAGAACAUCAUGAAGUGCUACAGAUCUCAACCUCAGGCCAGCAGCAGUGUGUACAGGAGUGUGCUGAUCUCUGGAAGAAAGAGACGCCAUUCAAACAAUGAAAACAUCCACAGACAGUGUUCACCCACUGAGGGAGGACAAGAACAAGCCAGCGGCGAGAGCAGUCCCGUGUCCAUGCGCUCCAACAGCACCCUGCCCAUUCCCCAGCCCAGCAGCGCCCCAUCCACCCCGACCCGGGCCCCUGGGGGCCCCCAGGAGCAGGAGGAGGAGAGAGGAGACCUCAUCCGUUUCUACAACCACGUCUACAUCAAACAGAUCAAACCAUUCGCUCUGCGUUACUCCAGCAACUCGCCAAAAAACCGGAGUGAAGCUCCUCCCCUCUGUCCCUAUCCAUCACUCCGCAUUGGCUCUCCACGUCGGGUCCUCCUGUCCCACAAUCACUCCAUCUACAUUUCUCCACACAAGACCGGCAGCCCAAUUUCUCCUCGAGACAAGAUCUUCUACUACGUCAGCUCCAGCCCAUCUAACCGGCUGCGAGAAAUUAACAGCAUGAUCCGAACAGGCGAGACGCCCACCAAGAAGCGAAGUAUCGCCCUGGAAGAAGAGCAGCAGUCUCCCGCCAAAAGGCUCUGCCAGGAGAAUCAGACGGCUCUGCUCAGACGCCUACAGGAUGUGGCCAACGACCGAAGCUCCUCCCACUAAUGAGUCCACACCCCUAAAAAUAUAAGUCACCCAAAAUCAUGUAUUUACAGACUCGAAAAGUCCUGUCCAUGCAUCAGCAGACAGAUGCUCCAAUAAUCAUGUUUGAUUACGUAGAAUAUAGGCAAGCCUGUAUUCUACAGAGAAAACAUUUUUUUACAAUAACUUACACACGUCUAGGUUUUAAUUGAUUUUUGUUGAAGCCACCAGUUUGCAUCAUUUGAACUUGGGUUUUAUAUAAUCAUUUUUAAAGUGCCUCUAUUGUGGGUAAUAAAAGGUUCAGGCUGACAUGCAUGCAAGGUCAAAAAAACACUUUCAUUGUCUUAUAAUAUGCAUUUAUUUGUACCUUACAAGAACGAUUUAUUUAAUGAAUCAUUUUUCCACGGCUAAUCUACCGUGAUCGGUCUCAUUUCAUCACGCCUGCACGCUUUGUGUACCGCGUUACCAGGAGAAACGUUAUUUUUACUGCUCCAAAGGCAUCUAGUGGCAAAGAAUGAAUUGCCAUUUUGACGCCAAAAAAACAACAACCGACCAGGCCAUAUGCUAGUAUUUCACGUUGACGCCAACGGGCUUGGGAUUCGUUUUAAAAAUGAUUUGUUUUUAAUGAUUUAUACACGAUGCACUUUCAUAUUUAAUGUUUUUAUUCGCUUAGAGCUGUGUUACACACUGCAUGAAAGCUCAUUUUCAAAAAUCCAUGAUAGGGGCACUUUAACAGUGAAAACGAUGUUGAAAAAAUACAUCACCCAUAAUUCUGAAAAUUCUGUCAUCAUCUGCUCACCCUGGUGUCCUUACAUGUUUAUUUCUGAGUAUAUUCUGAAAGAGUAUAUUCUGUAAAACACUGGUAGCGUUUUCAUACUAUGGCAGUCAGUGGCUAUCUUCUACUGUUUGGUUACCAACACUCUUCAGAAUAUCUUACUCUGUGUUCAACAGAAACUUCGAUGACAAAUGAUGACAGAAGUUUAAUUUUUGGGUGAACUAUCCCUUCGAGCAAAGUGAGGAAACAAGUUCAAUAUGGCAGCAGUUUGUCUUAGGAGGUCGUUCUCAAAGGGGUCAUAUGAUGCGACUUCAACUUUUCCUUUGUCUUCGGAGCGUCACAAGCUGCUUAUGCUCAUAUAAAGUAAUCCAUAAAGUUACAAAUCCGGCUAAGAUUCGUCCACUUCUUCCUAAAAUUUGCAUAACCCCGUCCAAAUGUUUGCGCAAAGAAAGAAGACCUAACUCUUAUACUUUAGCAUUGUUGUCGUGGAGAUGUCGUGCGUCUCCAAAUAUGGUAAGGGGCGUAACAUUUCCGUCACACAAUGAGUUUUGUAAAAAUCUGAGAAGAAAGAACCAACAAUAAUACAUGGUAUGUGGAAAAUAAUGUUUUUUUUUUUUUUUUUUUACCUUAAACUGCGUAAACACAUUGCAUCACACCAAAUACACAAAAUAAUAUCUUUGCCAUCGCCAUAUGACCCCUUUAAAUCCAUAAAAUCUCCUCGUGUUUCUCUAGAAAUCAUGUGCAGGGCUCCUUUUGAAAAGAGAUGCAUGAAUAUUCGUCAAAAUAUCUUAAAUUCGCAUGGGAUUAGAACGACAUUGUCAUUUCAUUUUUGGGAGAAACACUGCUUUCAAACUGACAGACUUCGCCCAGACUACGCGGAUUUUUUUUAAGCUAAAGGGUGUUUAGCAGACGCGGCGUUUGCUUGAAAUGCCCGGAUGUGUCAUAGACUGAAGGAGAUUCGAAGCACUUAAUUUGUUUGCAGAUCCUGCUCUGAGUUUACCGUGUGUGUUUUAUAAAGAGUUAUUUUUCAUAAAGAGUUUUAUAAUGUAUAGAGAUGUGCGUGAACUCUGUGGAUUUGCCGUCUUGUACGUGUGUAAGGCCGGUUUAUAUAUUUAUGCUAUUUUUCUAACUGUAGUUCGUUAGACGGAUAACAUCAGGUAACAAUCACGUUAUUAGUAGAGGCGAGUGCUCUUUCGAUGUAUUUAUUUGCCACGUUGUUCUCUGCAUGAAUUAGACGUGUUAGAAUCUUCAUUUCUGAAAGGAAUUUAUUCAAUAGUGUCCGCUCGUUAACAUAAGAUCACUUUUCCUUCCCUCGUUUCUGAAAAAUGUGUUUGUCGUAAGUGCCUUUUCUCCUGAACCUUUUGCCUUUCCUGAUAAUCUCUCCAGUGAGUCUUAACACAGCGGCCCAGCAUUAAAUUAUCAUCCAACAUUAAUAAAUUUUUUCUAAGAAAAUUGA
This is a messenger RNA of Puntigrus tetrazona (Sumatra barb), 5612 nucleotides long. It is a transcript of the gene rbl2, whose product is annotated as retinoblastoma-like 2 (p130). The transcript has 22 exons. Gene Ontology annotation, molecular function: RNA polymerase II transcription regulatory region sequence-specific DNA binding. Gene Ontology annotation, biological process: cell differentiation; regulation of transcription by RNA polymerase II; negative regulation of G1/S transition of mitotic cell cycle. NCBI's taxonomy places the organism in Eukaryota, Metazoa, Chordata, Actinopteri, Cypriniformes, Cyprinidae. The coding region runs from base 172 to 3405 and encodes 1077 amino acids. The record is from RefSeq and is a predicted model, not a curated record. Gene Ontology annotation, cellular component: chromatin; nucleus; transcription regulator complex.